This is a messenger RNA of Lepisosteus oculatus (spotted gar), 6787 nucleotides long. It is a transcript of the gene lama4, whose product is annotated as laminin, alpha 4. Lineage: Eukaryota; Metazoa; Chordata; Actinopteri; Semionotiformes; Lepisosteidae. The record is from RefSeq and is a predicted model, not a curated record. Gene Ontology annotation, molecular function: signaling receptor binding. Gene Ontology annotation, biological process: regulation of cell migration; regulation of embryonic development; regulation of cell adhesion.
UGUGGAAGCCAGAUUCCCAACACACACCCCGCCUGCAUCCUGAUGAGGAGGAGCUAAUGUGGCCUGGAUGCAGGGGCUCCCUGCUACACCAGCCCUCUCUGACACGGGUGUAAUCUCUCUCCCCCUCUUCCUCCUGCCGACUGCCCAUCUGCGUGCGAUUUCAGGGAAGACUCCGGGGAGAGGGAGGACGGGCUGCGAGGGAAGGAAGCCGCCUGCAGUUUGUUUCGCAGGACUUCAGCUGGGCUGGCGUGAGCAGCAACCACAUCUGGGGGGCUGCAGGCAGCUGAAGAGUCAAAACAACGGAGCCAGCAAGCCGAAGGGAGCUGACACCCGCGUUGGCGUGACGAUAACCAGAAGCCAGGCGAGCAACUUUGGAUGAAGAAGGGGAAAUGGCUUUAACUGUUCUCCCCUCCCUUUGCUGGUUUUCCAUCUUCCUGGGACUUAUCUGUCCAGCAUUUGGCUCCAGCUACGGGGGACAGCAAGCUCCUGUGUUAAAAGUUUGUGGGAAAGGAUAUUUCCUCAGCAAAUUAAGCAAGUGCUUGCCUUGUAACUGUGGAGGACACUCCAUCAACUGUGAAGACAUAACAGGGAUUUGUAUUGACUGCCAGAACAACACUAAAGGGGAUUUUUGUGAAGAGUGCCAUGAUGGAUUCACUGUCGAAAUCACAGCAGGGGGAGACCAUAUUUGUUGGCCUUGUGCCUGUCCCCUUCCACUCAUUUCAAACAAUUUUGCAGUGUCCUGUGAAAAGCGGGGGAAAACAGAGCGCUGUAUGUGCCAGGAGGGCUACGCGGGCCCCAUUUGCGAACGAUGUGCUCCGGGUUACUAUGGAAACCCCUUACGAGUUGGCGACACCUGUAAGAAAUGCGACUGCAACGGCAACACGGAUCCGAACCUCAUAUUCAGCGACUGCCACAACGUGACCGGCCACUGCCAGACCUGCUGGCGCAAUACAGCCGGCGUCAACUGCGAGCGAUGCGCUCCGGGGUUCUUCGGAGAUGCCAUCAGCGCUAAGAAUUGCAGAGAAUGUCCCUGUAAUAAGUGUGGCACACAGUCUUGUGAUGACAGGACAGGAAGGUGUCAUUGUAAACCGGGAGUUACAGGACCAUUAUGUGACAGAUGUGAGGCUGGCUACUCUGGAUUCACGAGCUGCCUGGGAUGCAGGAAGUGUGAGUGUGCUUUGGCCUCUGUCCGGCGCGCCUGUAAUCCGCUGACUCAGGCUUGUGAAUGCCAGCCUGGUGCCACUGGACAGCACUGUGAACACUGCAGCAGUGGCUACUGGAAGUACGGGCCUUCAGGCUGCCAGGAGUGUGACUGUGAUGGAGGACCGUGUGACAGCCGGACUGGGGAGUGCCUCCCGGAGCCCUCUGUACCCCCAAAGGUCUGCAACAUCAGCUGCGAUGAAUGCAUCUGGUAUUUAAUCGAUGACAUCCUGUCAUCAAACAAGACAUUGCAGGAAGUCAAAGCAAACAUCAUAAACAUCUCUACUGGAGCAGUGGCCAACAGUCAUCUUAGUCAAAUCAAUGCCACAAUCCUGCACCUGCAGAGUCAGUUUCGGAAGUGGAGAAAUCAAUCUGACAUUAUCAAAACUCAAACAGCAGUUGUGAAGGAUGCUGCGCUCGUUGUCCAGACAAACCUGGAGAAGCUGGAAGAAAAGGAGAGUUCAGCAGUGUUUCAGGGAAAGAAAGUGGACCAGGAAACCAGAGACAUUUAUCUACAUGCUGAUCAGCUGAAAAGGAAUCUGUUCUCACUUGGAAGCCAAAUUCAAGAUAUUGUAAGCGACUGGGCUUUCUACAGUGUGGUGCACGACCUGACUCUGGAGGAAGUCUCCCAGAGGAUCUCAGAGUCUGAGUAUAUGGUGGAGAACAUGAGAAAAAUAGAUUUCCCCUCGCAAGAACCUACCGCAAAAGAGGAGGCUGUCAAAGCCCAGGAACUUCGCAGGAAGGUCCUCCAACUAGGGAAGAGGCUAAACAGCACUGUGGGACAGAUUUCACCCAUACGAAACCAGAUCUCCGACUUCAGCCGCAAGCUGUCUGACUCGAGGGAAUUUCUCGGGGAGGCCGUGAGAACCACCCACAGCACUGUGGAGAAGAACAAAGACAAUCUUGUCAAAUUCCAGAGGAAUGAGGAUUUGCGGGACGCUCUGAUGGAAAAUUAUGGCAUGGUGAAUGAGACCCUACAGCUGGCGGGAGAUGUGAUCACUGAUACAGGUCUGAUUGCUGCCGAGUUGGACACUCUCAUAAAGAACGUGUCCGAGUUCCACGCCGCAGUGGACGGGGCGGGCGGACUCCUGAAGCAGAAGGCGGACAAUCUUUCCAGGGCGGAGGGAGACCUGGUGCACCGGGCCGCGGAGCACGCCAGGGAGCUGCAGAGGCUGGCUCUGGAUCUGGAAUAUAAUCUGAAAAACAUCGAUGCCAAUGGGUUUGUUCAGAAAGCAGUAAACGCUUCCAAUGUGUAUGAAAACAUUGUCAAGUAUAUAGAGGAAGCAAACGCUACCGCAGAAACUACACUUAACUUUGCGCAGAGGGCUGAUGAUGCAAUAUCGGGAAUCACAGCUGAGGUCGGCUUCAAUAAACAAAAAAGCCGUGAGGUUUUUGUAGGAGCCACUAACGUACAGACAAGACAAGAUGAGUCAGAAGCUUCACUGAGUGACAACAGGAAAUAUGUAGAUGAAACAAAGGAGACAAUGAGUGAAGUUAGACAAAAACUGUCAGAAGCUUUAAGUCGACUCAAUACCAUUGAUAAAGUUAAUACGGCACAGCGCCUGACGUUUGCAAGAGGGGUUGCGGAGAGUACCCUGAACAACACAGCUCAGGUCCUGCAGAGUAUCAGUCCCGUCAAUGCGGAAGUCCAGGAGUGGGCGAGAAACCUGAACAAUUCGGAAUAUGACACCUCUGCAUACAAGCUGGCAGUGAACACAGCAGGGGAAGCAGUGGAAAGCCUAACAGAGAUAGUCCCCGAACUGCUGGAUAAACUGCGAGUAGUGGAAGAGAAAAAGCCCGUGAAAAAUAUUUCCACCAACAUCAUGAGAAUCAGAGAGCUCAUUGCCCAGGCCAGGAGUGUAGCCAGGAAGGUCCAGGUCUCCAUGAAGUUUGAUGGUCAGACAGCUGUUGAAGUCCACCCUCAGACAAACCUUGAAGAGCUGAAGACUGUCACUUCCAUAAGUUUAUACAUGAAGAUAGAAACUGAAAAGGAGCCUGUGCAAAACAGAUUCAUCUUCUAUCUGGGUAAUAAAAAUGGCAGAAAGGACUAUAUGGGCCUUGCUAUCAAGAACAAUAACCUGGUCUACAUCUACAAUCUUGGAGGUGGUGAUAUCGAAAUCCCCUUGAGUUCGAAGCCUGUCAGUACUUGGCCCCCUUCUUUCAACCUUGUGAAAGUGGAAAGGCUCGGCAGACAUGGGAAGGUGUUCUUCACUGUACCGAGCACCGUCAGGAGCACGGCCGAGCAGAAGUUCAUUCAGAAGGGGGAAGCUCCUGGGGUGGAGUCCCUGUUUGACCUGGACCCUGACAACACGGUCCUCUUUGUCGGGGGCGUUCCUCCAGACUUCAGGCUGCCAUCCAGUCUGAACCUUCCCGCUUUUGUUGGAUGCAUUGAGUUGGGCACCAUGAACAAUGAGGUGGUCAGCCUGUACCACUUCAAGCAAACACACAAUGUUGACACCACAGCCACGCCUCCUUGUCCCAGAAACAAACUUGCUUUUGCACAGAGCAAAAUAACCAGCUACCUUUUUGACGGAACUGGCUUUGCUCUUAUCAACAAUAUUGGAAGAAGGGGAAAAUUUGGAGCUGUAACACGAUUUGACUUUGAAGUGAGAACCGUGGUGGACAAUGGUCUUCUCUUGUUGAUGGUCAAUGGGACCAAUUUCUUCAUACUUGAGAUAAAAGAUGGCCUCCUGAGCCUUGUUUAUGACUUUGGGUUCAGCAAGGGCCCUGUUACCCUGGAAAGCAACUCAACAAAACUGCGAAUUAAUGAUGCAAGAUCUCACGAGAUUUCUGUCAUUUAUCAUCAGUCAAAGAAAGUCAUUUUACUGGUGGACAGAAGCCAUAUAAAAACUUUGGAGAGUGAGCAGAAGCAAAUGCCUUUCUCAGAUAUCUAUAUUGGAGGAGCUCCCUCCAGCAUCUUAAUGUCCAGACCUGAACUAGCUGCGCUUGUGGGCCUGAAAGGUUGUCUCAGAGGCUUCCAGUUCCAGAAGAAGGACUUCAACUUGCUGGAGGAGCCAGGCAGCAUUGGAAUCAGCUAUGGGUGUCCAGAGGAAUUAUUUAUGUCCCAUCAAGCAUAUUUCAAAGGGGAAAGCUUCUUGAGCUCCAGUGCAAAAAUUUCUCCAUUUCACAGUUUUGAAGGAGGCUUUAAUUUCAGAACCCUGCAGUCCGAUGGGCUUCUUUUCUACCACAGUAACGGGCCUGAUGAAUUUGCCAUCUCAUUGGAAAACGGAGCAAUCAUUCUUAAUUCCAAAGGAGUCAAAGUACAGUCUGAUGAGAAGCAUUACAGUGAUGGGAAGACUCAUUUUCUUGUAGCAUCAGUCACACCUGAAAAGUAUCAGUUGAUAGUUGAUGACAAAGAUAAACAAGCCAGAAGUCAUGCAGGUUCCUCACAGUCAGCAGCCUCAGCACCAAACAAAUUCUAUUUUGGAGGGACACCAAGCAGUCAGUUCUUGAAUUUCACGGGCUGCAUUAGCAAUGCAUACUUUAGCAGGCAUGACAGAGAUAUAGAAGUCGAAGAUUUUCUCAAGUAUACCGAGAAAGUCCAGACUUCACUGUAUGGGUGUCCAAUUGAGAAACCCCCUGCUGCACUACAUUUGAAACAAGGAAGAAAUACUUCCAGAUCAAAGAAGGGCAAGACAAAGAAGGUGGGUAGAGACAAAUUGAGCAUUCCACACGAUCCCAUCAGCUUGAAGAUCAGCCCAGAAGAACACCCCGGGUCAGAGAAGACACACUGCUAUCUGUCAAGCCAGCCUAGAGCCACCCUUCACGCUCAUCACUAUGGAGGAAUAGCAAACAGCCGCCAGGAGUAUGGCCGCAUUCCUCAGUUCUUCAAUGAAAGGUCCCACUUCUCCCUCAGCCUGAGAACUCACUCCUCCUUUGGGCUGAUCUUCUAUGUGUCAGACGAGGCGGAGGACAACUACAUGGCUCUGUUCCUCGCUCACGGGAAAUUAAUUUACACCUUCAACGCUGGAAGCUCUAAGCUGAAAAUCAAAAGCCAGGAGAAAUACAACGAUGGCAUGUGGCACAACGUUAUUUUUACCCGCAGUGGAAAUGAAGGGCGUUUAAUUAUUGAUGGUCUCAGAGUGCUGGAGGAGCGCAUCCCUACAGCUGACACCCUCUGGCGCGUCGCUGGCCCGUUUUAUGUGGGGGGGGUCCCACCUGGGAAAGCGCUGAAGAACAUACAGAAAAGCUCUGUAUACAGCUUCACUGGCUGUAUAAAGGACUUCCAGCUGAAUGGAGAAUGGAUGUCUUCAAUCACACAGACAUUUGGCGUCACACCUUGUUUUGAGGAACCUUCUGAAUCCGGAACGUAUUUCUCAGAGGAUGGGGGAUACUUAGUUUUGGAUGACUCCUACAACCUGGGACUGAGGUUUGAGCUGGUAUUCGAAGUGCGUCCCCGAGCUCCUUCAGGGGUGCUCCUGCACUUGUACACUGCUGAAGGACACUACCUCAACAUGCACCUUCACCAAGGGCAGGUUGUUGUUCAAGUCAACAACGGAAUCCGGGAAUUUGCAACUCGUGUGACUCCGAAGCAAAGCCUCUGUGAUGGCCGAUGGCACAGGAUUGCAGUUAUCAGAGAUGCCAACGUGGUGCAGCUGGAUGUGGACUCUGAGGUGAACCACGUGGUCGGACCUCUCAACCACAGAGCAGUUGACAGCAGAACCCCAGUGUUUAUCGGAGGAGCACCAGCAUCUCUGCUUCCACAAAGCCUGGUCACCCACCGGCCGUACACAGGCUGCAUGAGGAGCCUGGCAGUCAACGAGACACCAGUGAGCUUCGGCAAAGCUGCCCUCGUCAGCGGAGCUGUCGGUGUCGGCUCCUGUCCAGCGGAGUAGCAGAAGGCCCACAGCACUGCGGCCACAAGGCACAGCCAGACCUGUGUGGUCUUACUAUCUCUCUACUGUCUCCCUGAGCAAGAGAAUAAAAUGGCAUCUUCACUGCACGUGUUCCCUACGCCUGCAUCGAUUAAAGAAUACCAAAGACUUCUGGCUCUCAGAGCGCAGCCUAUCAUCCUGAAUAAUCAUUUUGUAAUUCUCAUAAUCUGGCUGUCGAGUCUUUGUAAUUUAAAAAGAAAACUGUAAAAGAUCCCUAAUUUCCUUCAGGGGGAGGAGACAUUUCUUUUUCGUGACGCUCAGAGAUGUUUCUAUACAGGUUUAUCAGUGGAAAACAUGCCAUAGAUUAUUUUUUUUUAAAAGUUGUUGUAGAUCUUUUGAGUUUCAAUACACUGAUUAAUUGGGUAACUUUAAUUUCUCCUUCAUGGCCAUUACUACAUCAUGAAUUUCUUACUAUAUUCCCUUGCAAAAAUCUUCCAUUUUUACUGGUGCUGCAGUGAGAGCUAGAUUUUCUUUUCUUUAAAAUAAGUGCAGAUCCAGCAUCAUCACUUAAAAUCACAAUAUAAAGCAAAAAUGCCACGGCCCUUUUUACUUAAAAUGAAAACACGGGAAGACCCUUUAUGUGUUUUGAAUAUGUCUUUUGUCACACUGUAUUACUGUUAACACCAGGCAAAUUUAUAUGCAGUCAUUUUUGCUUUAAAGAUAUGCUAAACCUAUCAUUUGUGUGGACAAUAAAAAGAAUAGCAUUUCAUUUC